Messenger RNA from Teleopsis dalmanni, 27662 nucleotides. RefSeq names its product twitchin (gene bent). Gene Ontology annotation, biological process: protein phosphorylation. Bases 367 to 27294 code for a protein of 8975 amino acids. The transcript has 48 exons. The record is from RefSeq and is a predicted model, not a curated record. NCBI's taxonomy places the organism in Eukaryota, Metazoa, Arthropoda, Insecta, Diptera, Diopsidae. Gene Ontology annotation, molecular function: protein binding; protein kinase activity; ATP binding.
GAAAUUUAAAAUUAGUAGUAAAUUUAAACGCAAUCGUGAGGUAUCUGUUCCCAUGCACCGGAAAAAUAAUUAACCUGUGUUGCGAACUGCUGUUGUUUUGCAUACAAAUUAGCACCAAAAUAAUCACUGCAAUCCAUAAACACAUUUAAACCUACAACAGCGCACACAAAGUGCAUCGCAGAACUUGUUUGAUUGAAUAUAUUUCGUAUAAGCAGACAAGAUAUUACAGUUAAAAGCAUUUAAGCUCCUGCAGGUGCGCAGCUUGGCUGCUUAGUGUAUAAAGUAUUCUAUGUUGCCACGAAUCGUUAUAAAUUUCUAUUUUAUAACCACAGUUGGUAAUUGAAGCAGGACGCGUAAGAUCUCGACAUGGGGGUUGCUGAAGAUUUCGCCCCCAGUUUUGUAAAAAAACCGCAGCUACGACAAGAAGAUGAUGGAAAUCGAUUGAUUUUUGAAUGUCAAUUGCUAUCAUCGCCUAAACCAGACAUACAGUGGUAUCGCUCUGACAAUUUGCUCACAGAAGAUGAAAGAACAAAAUUUAAAACUCAGCCUUUAGAGGAUAAUAAAUUCACUGUUAUAUUAGAACUGGAUGAUGUUGUGGAAACUGAUGCAGGUCUUUAUAAAGUGAAAGCAAAAAAUAAAUCGGGCGAAGUAUCAGCAUCAAUUAAUUUAAAUUUUACACCUGCGGACGAACCCAAAGAAAAGCAAAUUGAUGGUUUUGCGCCUACAUUUGCUAAGAAGCCGGCUAUCCGACAGGAGGAUGACGGCAAACGAUUACUAUUUGAGUGCAGGGUAAAUGCAGAUCCUAAACCUACAAUUAUUUGGUACCACAAUAGCGCAGCAGUUAAGGAAACUUCAAGACAUAAGUUGACUAUUGACAAAGAUGGGCACUCAUAUUUUGCAACACUGGAAAUUAAAAAUGUUACAGUUGAGGAUGCUGGCAAAUACAAAGUGAACGCAAAAAAUGAGUUAGGUGAAAGCAACGCAACAAUAAGUCUAAAUUUUGACAGCGACGAAGCACCUGUUCCCGAUGAUGGUAUAAAGCCAACAUUUACCGAACGACCUGUUAUUCAUCAAAGUGAAGAUGGCGGAAAUGUUACCUUUGAGUGCAGAUGCGUUGGAGAUCCAAAACCAAACAUUGUAUGGUUUCACGGAAGUGAAGAAUUGAAAGAAGGUGGUCGUUAUAAGAUGACAUUGACUUUGGACCAAAAACUCUAUCAUAUGGCGCGCUUAGAAAUAAGUAAGGUUAUAUCAAGUGAUCAAGGGGAAUACCGUGCAAGAGCCCGAAACCACAUUGGAGAAGGUGUUGCAACAAUUAAUCUAAAUUUUGAAGGUGGUUCUAAAAAAAUUCCUGAUGGUAAAUCUCCUCGUUUUCCAAAAAAGCCAACUAUUCGUCAAGAAGAAGAUAUUCUUAUCAUGGAAUGCAUAUUAGAGGCCCAUCCAGUACCAGAUAUAACUUGGUAUUGCGCUGAUAAACAAAUUAAUGGUUCUUCACGAAUGAAAAUGUCUCGUAAGGCAAUAUCUAAGGAUACAUACAUAUUGACAUUAGAAAUACAAAAUCCGACAAAGGAAGAUGGUGGAAAUUAUCGGUGUAAUGCUUUUAAUAUGUUUGGUGAAAGUAACGCUAAUAUUGCCCUCAAUUUUCAAGGCGCUAAUGAUGCUGAUGGAUUUGCACCUUCAUUUAUCGAAAAACCACGAAUUAUACCUAACGACUCUGGAACUUUGAUAACGAUGAAAUGUAAGUGUAAAGCGAAACCCGAGCCAACAGUGACCUGGUACAGAGGUCAGGAUAUUGUUGAAAAAAGUAAUAAGAAUAAAAUAAAAACGACUAUAAUCGAAGAGGAUACAUUUCAGCUUACUCUGGAAAUAAAGGAUCCAGGCGCAGCAGAUGGCGGUACAUACAGAUGUAAUGUACAAAAUGAAUAUGGAGAAUCGAAUGCUAACUUAAAUCUAAACAUUGAGGCUGAACCUGAACCAGAAGGAGAAGGCCCAACAUUUGUUGAAAAGCCUCGAAUUAUUUCUGAAAACAAUGGCAAAUUAGUAAUAAUGGAGUGUAAAGUAAAGGCGGAUCCUAAACCAGAUAUAGUGUGGUAUUGUAACGACAAAAUUAUAAAAGAGAGCAAUAAAAUAAAAAUGUCUAUGGAGCAACGUGGUGAUCAGUACUACAUUAAACUGGAGUUACUAGAUCCCCAACUCGAAGAUUCAGGUCUCUAUAAAUGCAAUAUUAAAAACUUGCUUGGAGAACUAAAUGCCAAUCUAACAUUAAACAUUGAAAUCGUACCUGUGAUUAAAGAUAAACCUAAAAUAAUUAAAAUAAUUAAGAAACGUACAGUACUGAUUGAAUGCAUGGUGGCAUCGAAAUUCAAACCUAAGUGUACUUGGUACAAGGAGACAAAUGCUGUUGAAGAAAGUGCGCGACAUGUUUACAUUGUAGAACAAACAAAAGAAGGGGAGUUUGCUGUAAAAUUGGAAAUCAACGAAGUUGAAAAUAGCGAUAAAGGCUCUUAUAAACUUGUUGCUAGCAACGAAAAAGGUGAAGCAGUAUCCCAAAUUGUUAAUUUAACUGAUAUCCCUGAAGAGGAUCGUAAAUCGAGUAAGCCACAAAUUGCUCGAAAACUAGUUGAUCAAACAGUUGUGGAAAGCAAAACGUUUGAAUUGCUGAUAAGCUUGAAGCAAAGCGAUCGCAAAUGCAAAAUAGAAUGGUACAAGGGAACUACUUUGAUAAAAGAAACUAAAGACAUCACAACAACAUUUGAUGGAACAACUGCUCGUCUUACUUACAAUGCAGCGAAGCAAGAACACACGUCAGUGUAUAAAGUUAUUGUAAGCAAUGAUAUAGGCAAAGACGAAUCCGUUUGCAAAAUAACAGUGGAAAAACCGAAAGACAAAAAAAAGAAGGAGGAGGAAGAAAAAAAAGAAAAGAAGGAAGUGGAAACUAAGCCUGAGGAGGAAAUCACUGAAAAGCAAGACAACAAAAAAUUAGAGGAAAAGAAAAUUGAGAAAGACAAGACUAAUAUUCAGAAUGAUAAUGAAAAACCUGCAGAAGAAGCAGUAAUUGAAGAAGUUGCUAAAAAACCUGACAGCAAAAAAAUUGAAGAAAAAGGCAAAACUAAUGAAUUAAAAACAAAAGAAGAGAGUAAACCUAAAGUUGAAGACAAAAAAAAUGCAUCAAAAGUAGAUAAGCCCAAAACAAAUGAAGAAAAAACUGUAAAAACUAUCGACGCAGAGAAACAUGAAAUCGAGAAAAUUGGUGUAAAGAAAGUGGAACGUAAGCCGAAAACACCUGCUCAAGAUUCGGACCUCGAAAAUUCGAAUUCUCCUUCAUUUGACGGAGAGGACGAAAAGGUGAGUAUGGCAACAAUUGCUCAAGAGGAAGUUAAAAUCGACAAGCGCCGUACGUCAGUUAUUAAAUCUGAAGAAACGGUUACGACUGACAAUAAAAUAUCUUCAAGGCGUUCAUCUCUGGCGAUCGAGGAGACAAGUAGUGCAUCGCGGCGUUCCUCUGUUGUGGAAAAGAAAAGUAUUGAGCAAGCAGAGCCCAAAAAACUAGAGCCCAAUAAAUCUCCACAAGAAAUAAAGGAAGAGAUUCCUAAAUUAAAACCGGCCGAACAGAGACGUGCUCCUAAGAUUAUAGAAGAGGCGAAACCUGCUGAAGAACUACCGAAAUUAAGAAAAACAUCUGUCCCUCCACCUGUUGAAGAAGCUAAGCCAGAACCUACCAAAGCAAAGGCAAAGACCAAACCAAAAGCAAAAUCUAAGUAUGAAGAAUUACCCGAAAUUCCAGAUUAUGAAAGGCCAGUAUUGGAAAAAUAUGAAAAGUCUGAUUUUGUACCAACCGAUUUUAGUAGAGAGUUAGAUGUACCAAAUAAAAUGGAGAAACCAAUCAUUGAAGCAGCUAAAAAAGAAGCAGAAGAUGAACCAUUGAUAAAUGGUUUACCGAAGAAAUCGAAUGUUAUUCAAAAAAGUCAAGAAGAGCCAAAAGGUCUGAAGAUUGGUAAAGGUAAAAUUCCCGAUGACGAAACAGAGAAAGAUUCAGCAGUACUGCGGCCAGUUAUAAUCGAACCAAAGAGUAAACAAGAUGAGGAAAUAUCGAAUAAUGCUGGAGAGUCUUUAAAGGAAAACACUAAACUACCUCUUAUUGAAUUGAUUAAACAACGUCGUCGAUCUUCUAUAAGAAAUAUUAUAACAAAGGAGCCAAUUGAAAAUGAAAGCUUUCUUGGGGUGGUGCUUAAACCUGUUAUUAGGGAUCCAAAAGAAGCACAGGCACCUCAAAAGGCAAAACAAUUGCUUAAGGAAACAAUCAAAGAGGAAAAGUUUAAUGCUACAGCUCCUGGUAAAGCAAACAUUUCGCAUUUGCAAAAACCUGAGGGAUUACCAACAAUUGUGGAUGAUUAUCAGCGACCAACAUUACAAAAAUAUGAAAAACCAAUAUUCCUAAAAAACGAAAAGGAUAAGCUUGGUGUAACCGUACCUGAAAUACAAGCCCCUAUCACUGAAGCCGUUGUAGAUAAGCUUGGUGUAACCGUACCUGAAAUACAAGCCCCUAUCACUGAAGCCGUUGUAGAUACGGUUCAGGAUGACAAACCUAAAAUACCCAAAAUACAACCGCCAGCGCCAGGGGAGCCACCAAAAAUUGAAGUUAUUCGCGAAAAGCGUCCAUCUUUAGCUCCUGAACCAACUAGCCGACGGGGAUCAUUAAUUCCUCCAGCUGAAAUGGGACGACGGCCGUCACUUAUUAUAAAUGAUGAGAAAAAGUUACGACCUGGAGAAGUAAUGGAUACUCGGUUAUUGAGACCUGGAGAGGUGGGUGAAGCACAGAGACGUAGAACAUCAAUUGAUGUACGUCGUCCAAGUGUUCAAGAUCUCGAAGAUCUUAUCAAUAAACCGUCAACUCCUCUCCGUGAUGUUGGCGAUGGAGGGCCACCGCAAAUUAUUGAUGUCCAGGAAUCAUAUUCAGCCGUGGAAGAUUCUACUGCUUACAUGACGGUUGGAAUAGAAGGAAAUCCCGCGCCUACGUUUAAAUUUUACAAAGGUGUUACAGAAAUUAUCGAAGGCGGGCGCUAUAAGUUUCUUACUGAUGGGCAGACAAAUUCAAUCACGCUCUGUAUGCGUAAAUGUAAGCCUAAUGAUGAGGGCAAAUACAAAGUAGUUGUUUCAAAUAUACACGGUGAAGAUACAGCAGAAAUGCAAUUAUAUGUUUCCGAUUCAAGUGGCAUGGAUUUUCGUGCUAUGUUGAAAAAACGCCGUUAUCAAAAAUGGGACAAAGAAGAACAAGAUCCCAAUUGGGGUGAUCUAAAGGAAACGGAAAAGCCGUUACCGCAAUUGAAAAAAGUUGAACGGAAACAAGAGUCAUUUCUUAGCCCACUUAUUGAUCAGUUCGCCAAAGAAGGAAAGGAUAAGAAGGUUGUGUUCGAGGCCAGAUUUAGUAAGCCGAAUUGCAAGCCGAAAUGGUUAUUCCGCAAAGAUGAACUCUUUACCGGCAGUAAGUGUAAAUUUAAAAAUGAAAACGACACGUAUCAAUUGAUUAUAAUGGGUCCGAAAGUGGAGGAUACUGGCAAAUAUACAAUUGAAAUUGGCGGAGUGUCUAGCACUGCUUUCUUGAAUGUUGAAGAAGCAGAUCCAAGUUAUACCUUUGUUAAACAAUUGAAAAAAAAAGUAGAAGGUUUUACAAAACACGAAACCACAUUGGAAUGUGCUGUAAGUAGUAGUAUGGCUAAUGUGACAUGGUUUAAGGACAAUAAAAAAAUCGAAUCCGAUGAUCCUCGGUAUCUAAUUUCUAAAGAUAUUAAUGGAAAUUUAAAAUUGAUCAUAAAAGAGUCUGUACUGGAAGAUUCAGGACACUACAGAUGUCAAUUAGAUAAACAGCCAGAUAAAACUGAAACAAAUGUCAAGAUAGUUGAGUAUCCAUAUAAAUUUGUGAAAGUACUAAAGUCACAACAAUGUAUUGAGAAAGAUACAGUAACAUUGGCUUGCGAAAUAGAUGACGCCACCGGUGACGUACAGUGGUGGCGCGGUGAAGAAGAAAUAAAACCAGAUAAACGUAUGCAAGUAGUUAAGGAUGGUCGCAAACGUAAGCUUAUUAUUAAGGACUGCAAGGUUACUGAUGCCGGCCUAUUCAAAUGCACCACCAAUGCUGACAAAACUGAAGCUGAAAUUAUUAUUAACUAUCAAAACCGUUUUAAUAAGAAAUUGAAAGACAUUGAUGGAGUAGAACGUGAGAAAUUAGUACUUGAUGUAGAGUUACAAGACCAAACUGCCCCGUGUGAUUGGAAAUUCAACGGUGAACCUAUUGUACCAAAUGAAAACAUUGAAAUUAAGAACCUUGGUGGUGGAAAACAUCAACUAAUAUUUAAUCACCUUGAAAUGUCAAACGAAGGAGAAAUAACUUGUCAAUCAGGACAAUUAGUAUCUUCAUGCAAGCUUACGGUUAGUAAAGGAGAGAGUAAACCAAAUAUAGACUGCCCAGAUGAGUUUGCAGGCCCUAUUAGUGCACCUGUAGUUGUAGAAGUACCAUACAAAGUAAACGGUACAAAACAAACACCUAUUGAAGCUAAAUUAAUUAAAGAUGGUAAGCCUCUUCCUGUGAAAGACGUUGAAGUAGCCGUAACUGAUGACAAAGUCACAUUUAAAAUAAAAAAACCAUCACGUGAUAUCUCAGGUCCAUAUCAAAUAAAGAUUUCAAAUGGUCAAGGUGAAGAUGUUAAAUCUGUGCAGAUUAUUUGCCAAGAUGUACCUAAACCUCCGUUUGAAAUUGAUGUUACUGAAGUAUUUCAGACUUCUUGCAAAGUUAAUUUCAAGCCACCAGAAGAUGAUGGUGGUUCACCAAUAAUUAAAUAUGUAAUUGAACGACAAGAUUUGAGUAAAAAGCAAAGUUGGGAAAAUGUCGCUGAGGUUCUUCCAGAAGAAAAAUAUUCCAAGUUAAUUGACGAUUUAUUACCGAAAAAGCAGUACAGAUUCCGUAUACGUGCUGUUAAUAAGAUUGGUCCAUCUGAUCCAGCUACAUUUAAAAACUCAAUACUUGCUAAAGAUCCAUGGGAUGAACCAGGAAAACCAAAGUCCGUCGAACUUGUCGACUGGGAUAAAGAUCAUGCUGAUCUGAGUUGGGAAGCCCCGGAUAGUGAUGGUGGUGAUCCAAUAUCUAGUUACAUCAUAGAAUUUAAGGAAAAAUUCUCCAAUGACUGGGUACCAGGAAAAGAGGUUCCUGGAGAUAUGCGAAAAGGUACAGUAGAUGGAUUAAAAGAAGGACAACAGUAUGAAUUCCGAAUCCGUGCAGUUAAUAAGGCAGGACCUGGAGAACCCAGCGAUAAAACGAAAUCAAUAAUUGCUAAAUGCCGUUUUGUUAAACCGUUUAUAGUUGGUGAUGGUUUAAAAAAUAUUACGGUCAAGAAAGGUCAAACUGUUCGUUAUGAUAUUAAGUAUGAUGGUGAACCAGAACCUACUGCAAAGUGGUUCAAAGGUAAUGAUGAAUUAAUUUUUGACAAUCAACGAAUAUUGCUUGAGCAAUUAGAGCGCAACUCGUCAAUAACAAUCAAAAAGGCAGUGCGUAAAGAUACAAGCAAAUAUAAAUUAGUCCUGUCGAAUAGCUCUGGAACGAUUGAGUCCGAAGCACAAGUUAUAGUUUUAGAUAAACCAUUGGCACCUACUGGCCCGUUCGAACCUGAAGAAGUGCGUGCUGAUCAUAUAAAAAUGAAAUGGAAACGUCCCCAAGAUGAUGGUGGUUGCGAUAUAACUGGAUAUGCGUUAGAACGUAUGGACGAGGAAACUGGACGAUGGAUUCCCGCUGGUGAAGUUGGUCCCGAUGAGACCAGUUUUAACUUUAAAGGCUUAACGCCAAACAAAAGCUACAAGUUUCGAGUUAAAGCAAUUAAUAAAGAAGGCGAAUCUGAACCACUGGAAACAACUGAACCUGUGGUUGCCAAAAAUCCAUACGACCCACCAAGCGCACCAGGAAAACCAACAAUUAAUGAUUACGAUAAUAAGAGCGUAUCACUCGUGUGGAAACUGCCUCCGUCAGAUGGCGGUCGGCCUAUUUUACAAUAUAUUAUUGAAAUGAAAGACAAAUUUUCGCCAACUUGGAAUGAAGUAGCUAAGACUGAAGGACCAACACCAGAAUGUAAAGUCGAGAAUCUGAAAGAAAAAAUGGUGUACCAGUUUCGUGUUCGAGCAGUUAACAAAGCUGGAGCAUCACAACCAUCCGAACCAACUGAUAAUCACUUAUGCAAACAUAAAAAUCUGAAGCCGAAUAUAGAUCGUUCUACUUUCAAAAAAGUCACUAUCAAAAGUGGUCGUACUCAUAAAUGGCAAGUUGAUGUAACUGGUGAGCCGGUACCUAAGUUACAUUGGAGCUGGAGAGAUGAUGUUCCUUUAACUACUGGUGAUCGUAUUAAAAUUGAAGACGUCGAUUACCAUACUGACUUUACAAUUGUGAAUGCUGUACGCAAAGACAGUGGAAUAUAUACAUUAAAAGCUGAAAAUAGAAACGGUGUUGAUCGUGAAAGUGUUGAGCUUAUUGUCUUAAGUAAACCAACCUCGCCAAAAGGACCUCUAACUGUAAAUGAUGUAACAGCAAAUGGGUGUAAAUUACAAUGGAAGAAACCAGAAGAUGAUGGUGGAGUACCCAUCAAGGAAUAUGUUGUCGAAAAAAUGGACACUGCUACUGGUAAAUGGGUACGAGUUGGGCGAUCACCUGGUGAAAAAGAACCACCUAGUUUUGACGUAACAGGCCUCAAUCCUGGAUCAGAAUAUAUGUUCCGCGUAAGCGCAGUUAAUGAUGAAGGUGAAUCAGAACCUUUAACUACCCUUGUUGGUGUAGUUGCAAAAGAUCCUUAUGACGAGCCUAAUAAGCCUGGAACUCCUGAAGUGACCGACUACGAUAAUCAGUCCGUUUCUCUUAAGUGGACUCCACCGAAUAAUGAUGGUGGUGCAGCAAUUGAAAAAUACAUUAUAGAAAAGAAAGAUAAAAAUAAACCUGAUUGGGAAAAAGCGCUUGAGAUUCCUGGCAACCAAUUAGAUGCUACAGUUGCUGGCCUGCAGGAAUAUGGCGAAUAUGAGUUCCGAGUAAUAGCCGUUAAUAAAGCAGGACCAUCACCUCCAUCAGAUGCAAGCAAAAUGCAAAUAGUGAAAUAUAAAAAAUUGAAACCUCGUAUCGAUCGUACGAAUCUUAAGCCGCUGUUAAUACGUUCCGGAAAACCCAUUAAAUAUGAUAUCAAUAUACGCGGUGAACCGGCACCUAAAGUAACCUGGUACCAAAACGGCAAAGAGCUUAAGCCAGAAGAACAACCUAGUAAUUGUGAAAUAAAAAAUAUUCCUUACAACACAAAAAUAUCAAUUACCGACAGUGUCCGUAAACAUACAGGCACAUACAAAAUUUAUGCUGUUAACGAACAUGGUGAAGAUGAAGCUGAGGUAGAAGUUAAUGUUUUAUCUGCACCUGGAAAGCCAACGGGACCACUUAAAGUAGCAGAUAUAACAAAAGAUGGUUGUAAACUAAAGUGGAAAAAGCCCGUCGAUGAUGGUGGUAAGCCAAUAACAGCUUAUCAGGUUGAAAAGUUCGAUAAAAAGCAAGGCCGUUGGGUGCCUGUUGGACGUACUUCAGGCAACGAUACUGAAAUAGAUGUAAAAGGUUUGCAAGAAGGUCAUGAAUAUCAGUUUCGUGUUAAAGCUAUUAACGAAGAAGGUGAAUCUGAACCACUGGAGACAGAUGGCAGUAUUAUAGCUAAAAAUCCAUAUGAUGCUGCUAGUAAACCUGGAAAACCCACUAUCGAGGAUUAUAACGAGCAUAUGGUCAAAUUAAAAUGGGAAGCUCCGAAAGAUGACGGAGGUGCUCCUAUAACGGGUUAUAUAAUUGAGAAGAAAGAUAAAUUUUCGCCUGUUUGGGAUGAAGUUUUAACCACUAAUACUCCUGCGGUAGAAGGUACUGUUGAUGGCUUGACUGAAGGUAAUAUUUACCAAUUCCGAGUACGUGCAAUCAACAAAGCUGGCCCAAGUGAUCCAAGUGAUUCUACAGAACCACAUUUAGCUAAACCAAGAAACUUGAAACCGUUGAUAAAUCGAGAAAAAAUGAAACCAAUUAAAGUUCGAGCGGGACAGACAGUUAAAUUUGAUGUAGAUGUAAAAGGUGAACCUGCACCAACACUUACUUGGUUCUUUAAGGAACAAAAUAUAACACCAAGUGGUCAAAUACGCUUAGAAAAUGAAGACUAUAAUACGAAAUUGACGCUUUUGGAUCCUUCUCGUAAGGAUAGUGGUCCUUACAAAUUAAAAGCUGAAAAUAUUAAUGGAAUUGAUGAAGCUGAAGUAGAAGUUAUUAUAUUAGAUAAGCCGUCUAAGCCAGAGGGUCCUUUGGAAGUAUCAGAUGUACAUAAAGAAGGUUGUAAAAUCAAAUGGAAAAAGCCAAAAGACGAUGGUGGGGUUCCGAUUACUGGCUAUGUCAUUGAAAAAUUAGAUACAGCUGUUGGUCGUUGGGUACCAGCUGGUACUGCUGAUCCAGAAAAAUUAGAGCAAGAAAUUAAGGGUCUUGAACCAAAUCACAGAUAUCAGUUUCGUGUUAAGGCAGUCAAUGAAGAAGGUGAAUCUGAGCCAUUGGAUACAGAAUCCGCCAUCACGGCUAAGAAUCCAUUUGAUAUUUCUGCACCACCUGGGUUACCAGAAAUACAUGACUGGGAUGAACAUCACGUAAAACUUAAGUGGGAGCCACCAAUCCGUGAUGGUGGUGCACCAAUUACCGGUUAUAUUAUUGAAGUCAUGGAUAAAGAUUCUGGUGAAUUCGUUAAGGCUGCAGAGAUAGAUGGACCAGUAUGUAAUGGAACAGUUAAAAAAUUAGAGGAAGGUCAACAGUAUAAAUUCCGUGUUCGAGCUGUUAAUAAGGCAGGCCCAUCAGAUCCUUCUGAACAAACAAACUGGCAUACUGCUAAACCACGAUAUUUAAAACCUCAUAUUGAUAGAACUAACUUGAACCCAAUCCAUGUUAAAGUUGGUCUUUCUAUUAGUCUUGAUGUUAAUAUAAAAGGUGAACCUGCUCCUAAAGUUGAAUGGUUUUUUAAAGGUCAGCCAAUAAUUUCUCAAGAAGACGAUAUUAAAAUUGAUAAUGUUGACUAUAAUACCAAAUUUUUCGUAAUGCGUGCAAAACGCUUACAAAGUGGAGUAUACACUAUUGAAGCCACUAAUGAGGUUGGGAAAGACAUAGCUGAAGUGGACAUAACUGUUCUGGGAAAACCAGGAAAACCCAAAGGCCCACUACAAGUUAAUGACAUAAAUAAGCAUGGCUGUAAGUUAAAGUGGGAAAAACCAGAAGAUGAUGGAGGAGCAGUUAUUGACUACUAUGAAAUAGAAAAACUUGAUCCGCAUACCGGUCAAUGGCUACCAUGCGGUAAAAGCACAGAGCCUGAAGCAAAAGUUAUUGGUUUGCAUGAGGGAAAACCAUAUAAAUUUCGUGUUAGAGCGGUAAAUAAAGAAGGUGAAUCAGAUCCUUUAGAGACAGAAAAAUCAAUUAUAGCUAAAAACCCGUAUGAUGAACCAGACAAACCAGGACGACCCACACCAACAAAUUGGGACAAAGACUUUGUUGAUUUAUCAUGGGAUCCACCGAAGAAUGAUGGUGGCGCACCUAUUGAAAAAUAUAUAAUCCAAUUGAGAGAUAAAUCAGGUCGAGGGUGGAAAGAUGCAGCAACUGUCCCUGGUAGUGCAACUAAAGGUACCGUAACAAAUGUAGAAGAAGGACAUGAGUAUGAAUUUCGAAUUAUUGCUGUUAAUAAAGCUGGACCUAGUGAACCAAGUGACGCCUCGAAAUCUAUUGUCGCAAAACCACGCUUUCUUAAACCUCAUAUAGAUCGCAAGAAUCUACAGAAAAAAAUAAUGCGAAGCGGCCAAAUGCUGCACAUGGAAGCUAUUGUAAAAGCAGAGCCUCCAGCAAAUGUGAUUUGGACUUUCAAUAAUGAAGUUUUAAAGUCGAACGAAAGACUAAAAAUUGAAAACGAAGAUUACAAGACUACUUUCAUUAUGCCAAAAGUUCGACGUUCAGAUAAAGGAAUAUAUGUUGUUACUGCAAAAAAUGACUCUGGUACUGAUACUGUUGAAGUGGAACUGGAAGUACUGUGUAGGCCAAGUAAACCACAAGGGCCUUUGGCAGUAUCUGACGUUACAGCGGAAAGUGUACAUCUUAAAUGGAAUAAACCUGACGAUGAUGGAGGUGAACCUAUUGAGCACUAUUUAGUUGAGCGUAUGGAUACAGAAACUGGACGGUGGGUACCUGUUUGUACGACAAAGACUCCAGAAGCAGAUAUUUCUGGGUUAACGGAAGGUAGAGAUUAUUUCUUUAGAGUUAAGGCCGUUAACGCUGAAGGAGAAUCAGAAGCAUUGGUUACGGACCUUCCAACAACUGCAAAGAAUCCAUACAAUGCAACUGACACGCCAGGAAAACCACAAAUUACUGAUUGGUCCUCUAAUCAUGCAGACCUUAAAUGGAAGGCACCAGACGAUGACGGUGGAGCGCCUAUUACAGGCUAUGUGAUUGAGAAAAAGGAUAACAACACUGGAAAAUGGCAAAAAAUAUUAGAAACAAAUACACCUGAUUGCAAAGCCCGUGUAAAUGACUUAAUUGAAGGUACAAAAUACCAAUUCCGCGUAAAAGCCAUAAAUAAAGCAGGUCAAAGUAAACCCUCCGAGCCAUCAGAUCAAAUGAUAGCAAAAGAUCGUUUUGCACCUCCAAAAAUUGAUCGUACAAAUAUUAAAGACCUUGUGAUUAAAUCAGGACAACCUAUACGAUAUGACAUCAAAAUAUCGGGAGAACCUGCGCCAACGAAAACUUGGUUCCAUAACAAAGCUCGAAUUGAAGAUAGUAGCGAUAUAAAUAUUGAUAUCGAACCAAAUCGCACGAAAUUUGUAAUUUCAUUUGCUAAACGUGUAAAUACAGGUAAAUAUACAAUCAAGGCAGAAAAUGAUUCAGGACGCGAUGAAGCAACUUUCGAUAUAACUGUUCUUGAUAAACCAUCAAAACCUGAAGGUCCCCUACGUGUUUCUGAUGUACAUAAAGAAGGUUGUAAAUUAAAGUGGAAUCCACCUUUAGACGAUGGUGGUUUACCUAUUGAGCACUAUAUUGUUGAAAAAAUGGACACAGAAACUGGGCGUUGGUUACCAUCUGGGCGUUUUAAAGAACCAUUUGCAGAAUUAAACAACUUAGUACCAGGUCAAGAAUACAAAUUUCGAGUUUUAGCUGUUAAUACUGAAGGCGAAUCUGAACCCCUUGAUGGUGAUCAUUCUGUUGUAGCUAAAAAUCCUUUCGAUGAACCCGGUAAACCAGGCACUCCAGAAGCAACAGAUUGGGAUAAAGACCAUGUUGAUUUAGUAUGGCGCCCACCCCUGAAUGAUGGAGGUUCUCCAGUUACAUCGUACGUAGUAGAAAAACGAGAAAAGGGCACUGAAAAAUGGAUAAAAGGAGCGGAGUUAUUAGCCCCUCCUCUUGGUAAUGAAUGUAAAGUAACGGUACCUAAUUUAGAAGAAAAUUGCGAGUAUGAAUUCCGUGUGAAAGCAAUCAAUGCUGCAGGUCCUGGAGAGCCAUCCGAUGCCAGUGAAAUCGUCACCACAAAGUCCAGAAAACUUGCUCCAAAAAUUGACCGCCGAAAUAUACAAACAUAUAAUAUAAAGACUAGCGAAUCUUUAUACUUAGACAUCAAAGUCAGCGGAGAGCCAGCCCCAGAAAUUUCUUGGUCCCAAAAUGCAAAAUCUAUUCAAGAAAAUUCAAACCGAUUCAUUGAAAAUGUGCCUUAUAAUACGAAAUAUAUAAUUAAAAAUCCCGAACGAAAAGACACUGGCCUCUACAAAAUAAUUGCAACAAAUAAGUAUGGUCAAGAUCAAGUUGAGUUCCAAAUUAAUAUUAUAACCAAACCUGGCAAGCCCGAAGGUCCCUUGGAUGUAAGUGAUGUACACAAGGAGGGUUGCAAGCUUAAGUGGAAAAAACCAAAAGAUGAUGGAGGAGAGCCAAUCGAAGCCUACGUAAUUGAAAAGUUUGAUACUGAAGCAGGUAUUUGGCUGCCUGUUGGUAAAUCUGAUAUACCUGAAUUUGAAGUAGAUGGCUUAAUACCUGGCCAUGAAUAUAAAUUCCGAGUCAAAGCCGUAAAUAAGGAAGGAGAAUCUGAACCUCUUGAAACUUUUGGUUCAAUCAUUGCUAAGGAUCCAUUCGUAAUUCCUUCUAAACCUGGUGCCCCUGAACCAAUUGACUGGUCUUCAAAUAAGGUUGAAUUAGCUUGGACAGAACCAGCUAGUGAUGGUGGCUCGCCAAUAAUUGGUUAUAUAAUAGAGAAAAAAGAUAAAUAUAGUCCAAUGUGGGAAAAAGCUUUAGAAACUGAUUCACCUACCCCUAAUGCAGUUGUAAAUGGAUUAAUUGAAGGAAACGAAUAUCAGUUUCGAAUAUUAGCUGUAAAUAAAGCAGGGGCAUCUGAGCCAUCUGAUCCUGGAAAGACAUUUACUGCUAAACCUCGUUUCCUACCACCAAAAAUUGACCGUAGAAAUCUUCGAGAUGUUACAAUAUCGGCAGGUGCACCACUGAAAUUAGAUGCAAAUAUAAUUGGUGAACCGGCUCCUAAAGUUGAAUGGAAAUUUUUAAAUUGUCCAUUACUACCAAGCAAAACUGUAUUAAUUGAGACUCCUGAUUAUUACACAAAACUUGUGAUAAGACCAACUGUUCGUGGUGAUUCUGGUGAAUAUUUAGUUACUGCUACUAAUAGUUCGGGCAAAGAUAGCGUUUUAAUUAAUGUAACUGUUACUGAUAAACCAAGUCCCCCAACUGGUCCACUUCAGAUUUCUGAUGUGCAUAAGGAAGGAUGCCAUUUAAAAUGGAAACGUCCAAAAGAUGAUGGUGGCAUUCCUAUAGAAUACUUUCAAAUUGAAAAAUUGGAUCCAGAAACUGGAUGUUGGACACCUGUUUGUAGGUCAAACGAAACACAAGCAAAUGUAACUGGCUUAAAACCAGGACAAGAAUACAAAUUUCGUGUUUCAGCUGUGAACUCUGAAGGAGAGUCAGCCCCUCUUGUGGGUGAUGAAACAAUAAUAGCUAAAAAUCCAUUUGACGAGCCUGGAAAACCAGAAAAUUUAAGAGCAACUGAUUGGGACAAAGACCAUGUUGAUUUAGCAUGGACAGCACCUUUAAGUGAUGGAGGUUCUCCUAUUUCAGCAUAUCUUAUUGAAAAGAAGGAUAAAUACGGUCAGUGGGAAAAAGCAUUGGAAGUUCCUAGUGAUCAAACCAAAGCUAAGGUUGCAGAUUUAAUUGAAGGACAAGCAUACGAAUUUCGGGUUUCUGCCAUUAACGCAGCAGGACCUGGUGAUGCAUCCGAUUCCAUUGGCCCAAUUAUUGCAAAACCUAGAAAUAAAGCUCCUCUUAUUGAUCGUACUAAUUUAAUUGAAGUAAGAAUCAAAAGCGGCCAAAGUUUUGCGUUUGAUUGCAAAGUUUCUGGUGAACCAGCGCCAAAAACUAAAUGGUUGAAUAAUAAGCGUGAAUUAGUUACAAAAGAUAACAUAAAAGUUAUUCAUAUUGAUUACAAUACGAAAUUAAAAAUAUCCAACGCAACACGAUCUGAUUCUGGCAUUUAUACUGUUCAUGCGGAAAAUUUAAGUGGCGAAGACAGUGCAGAUGUGAAAGUCAUUGUUAUUGACAAGCCAUCACCUCCUACUGGUCCAAUUGAUAUAAAAGAUGUUCAUGCUAAUGGAUGUUCCCUUCAUUGGAAUCCUCCACAUGAUGACGGAGGACAACCAAUUGAAAAUUAUGUAAUAGAAAAACUUGAUGAAAUCAGUGGCAGAUGGGUACCGGCUGGAGAGACCGAAGGUGCUGCGACGAAUUUUGAGGUAAAAGGCUUAACGCCAAAUCAUAAAUAUAAAUUCAGAAUACGUGCCAAAAAUCGUCAAGGAUUAUCCGAUCCAUUAACUACACCACAUUCAAUUGAAGCAAAGAAUCCAUAUAAUAAAUCUUCUAAACCAGGCACUCCACAUAUUACUGAUUUUGAUAAAGAUUUUGUUGAUCUCGAAUGGACCCGACCAGAAAAUAAUGGAGGGUCUCCGAUAACUGGCUAUGUUAUUGAAAAACGAGACAAAUACGCGACAGAUUGGGAGCCAUGUGCAGAGGUAGAUGGAGAUUCAACCACGGGCCAUGUACCUGAUUUAAUUGAAGGCGUUAAGUAUGAAUUUCGUGUACGGGCUUUAAAUAAAGCUGGUCCCAGUGAUCCUAGUGAUCCUACCGCACCACAUAUUGCACGUGCCAAAAACUUAGCACCAAAAAUUGAUCGUAAUUUUAUGCUCGACAUUAAAAUACGAGCAGGAAGUACUUUUGAAUUUGACGUACCCGUCAGUGGGGAACCCGUACCAAGUAAAGACUGGUCACACGAGGACAAUAUGGUUAUAAAUACAGACCGUAUUAAAAUAUCUAAUGAGGAUCACAAAACUAAAUUACGCGUAAUUGAUGCUAAAAGAGCCGAUACUGGAACUUAUAGCCUUGUGGCACGCAAUUGUAACGGAGUCGAUAAAGCUACUGUUAAGGUAACAGUGACAGAUGUACCUACUCCUCCAGAAGGUCCAAUACGUCCAGAUGAAAUUACUAAGAAUUCAAUUAAACUUCACUGGCGUCCACCAAAAGAUGAUGGCGGUUCUGAAAUAACACAUUAUGUAGUUGAGAAAAUGGAUACAGAUAAUUUACGAUGGGUACCUGUAGGUGAAUGUGCUGAUACUGAAAUCCGUGCUGAAAACUUAAUUGAAAAUCAUGAUUACAAUUUUAGAGUUCGAGCAGUUAAUAAACAAGGUGAAUCAAUGCCUUUAACAACAACUCAGACUAUUACUGCUAAAGAUCCAUAUUCACGCCCUGAUAAACCCGGUCAACCUCAACCAAUUGAUUGGGGUAAAAAUUUUGUGGAUUUAAAAUGGACUGCUCCAAAAAAAGACGGUGGCUCUCCAAUUUCUGGUUAUAUUAUUGAAAAAAGACCUAAAUUCGGUCAGUGGGAAAAAGCAUUAGAUGUUCCUGAUGGGGAGACUACCGCACAUAUUCCGGAUUUAACAGAAGGCGGUGAAUAUGAAUUUCGUGUCAUUGCAGUUAAUCGUGGUGGUCACAGUGAUCCAUCUGAUGCGUCACCAUCUGUUACAUGUAAACCUAGAUUUUUGGCACCAUCAUUCGAUAAAUCCUUACUAAAGGAUAUAACAGUACAUGCUGGCAAACGUUUAGGCUGGACCAUACCCAUUGAAGCAUCACCAAAACCGUCUAUUAAAUGGCUUGUUAAUGGUAAAGAAAUAACAGAAAGUUCGCGUGUUGAUAUGAGUUUAUUCAACAAUGAUAUUUCAUUUAAUAUACCUUGCUCUCAACGGACAGAUGAAGGUCGAUAUACUCUUGUUUUAAGAAAUGAGCAUGGAUCUUUUGAGUCAUCAGCUUAUGCUACUGUAUUAGAUUGUCCAAGCCCACCUAUAGGUCCCUUAAAUAUUUCAAAAAUAACAAAAGAAGGAUGUCAUUUAUCAUGGAAAAUUCCCGAAGACGAUGGCGGUUCUCCAAUUUUGCAUUACAUAAUUGAAAAAAUGGAUUUGUCCAGAGGAACAUGGUCAGAUGCUGGUAUGAGCACAAAUCAAGUUCAUGAUGUAUCACGGUUAAUUCAUAAAAAAGAAUACUUAUUCCGAGUUAAAGCAGUGAAUGCUAUUGGUGAAUCAUUACCAUUAGAAGCAAGCAACAGUAUUAUAGCUAAAAAUGAGUUUGAUGAGCCAGAUCCUCCAGGUAAACCGAUUAUUAUUGAUUGGGAUAGAGAUCAUGUCGAUUUGCAAUGGACAGAACCGAAAAAUGAUGGAGGAGCACCUCUCACAGAGUAUAUUGUGCAGAAAAAAGAAAAAGGUAGUCCAUAUUGGACAAAUGUUUUGCGUGUACCACCAAAUAAAGUUAUGGCAACAGUUCCUGAUUUAAUUGAAGGACAAGAAUAUGAAUUUCGUAUUAUUGCUGCAAAUAAAGCAGGUCAAUCAGAACCAUCUGAACCAUCAGAUAUGAUCAUGGCUAAACCUCGUUACCUAGCACCCAAAAUUAUUACUCCAUUGAAGGAUGUGCGUAUAAAAGCCGGACUUAUUUUUCAUUUAGAUAUUGACUUUAUAGGAGAGCCAAUACCUGACGUAAUUUGGAGUCAUAAUAAUUCAAUUUUAUCAACUGAUAACCGCUCUACUAUAACUUCCGUUGGUCAUCAUACAGUUGUACAUACAGUUAACUGUCAGCGUGAUGAUUCAGGCACUUAUCAUUUGCUUUUACGAAACGAUUCCGGUAUUGAUGAAGGAAGCUUCCAGUUAAUUAUAUUGGAUCGUCCUAGCCCUCCCAUUGGACCCAUGGAAUAUGAAGAAAUAACUGCUAACUCCGUCACAAUUUCUUGGAAACCACCUAAAGAUAAUGGGGGAUCUGAAAUAUCUGCUUAUGUUAUUGAAAAACGUGAUCUGACACAUGGUGGUGGCUGGGUUCCCGCUGUUACUUAUGUUAAUGCAAAAUACAACCAUGCUGUUGUACCUAGAUUAGUGGAAGGAACAAAAUAUGAGUUUAGAGUGAUGGCCGAAAAUAUGCAGGGGCGAUCAGAUCCACUUAAUUCGGAGCAUCCGAUAAUAGCCAAAAAUCAAUAUAAUGUUCCUGGUGCACCUAGUAAACCAGAAAUUGUUGACAGUGAUAAGGAUCACAUUUCAUUUAAAUGGAAACCACCAAUAAGUAAUGGUGGAUCACCUAUACUUGGAUACGAUAUUGAAAGACGUGAUGUUUCGAAUAAUGCUGUUGGUCGUUGGAUAAAAAUAAACAGAGACAAUGUCCCACUUACAGACUUCAGUGAUGAAACGGUUACUCCAGAUCAUCAAUAUCAAUACCGAAUAUCUGCAAUAAAUGCAGCUGGAAAUGGUAAACAUUCUGAGCCAUCAUCAAUAUUUUCAGCUAAACCAAUGCGGGAAAAACCGCAUCUUUAUCUUGAUGGGCUAAUUGGACGGAAAAUCAAGGUAAAGGCUGGAGAACCAGUCAAUCUCGUGAUUCCCAUUUCUGGUGCGCCCACUCCAACUAUAGAAUGGAAACGAAAUAACAUAAAGCUACCUGAAAGUAAUAAAAUUUCUUAUCAUACAACAUCCGAGAAAACAAUAUUUCGCAUUGACGAUUCUGUUCGGCAAGAUGCUGGAUGCUACACCAUUACUGCUAGUAAUGAAUUUGGUAAAGACGCAGCUGAUAUAGAAGUUAUCGUUGUCGAUAGACCUGGUCCUCCAGUUGGACCAAUAAAUUAUACAGAUGUUUCUCCGGAUCAUAUAUCUUUGUCAUGGAAUAUACCAAAAGAUGAUGGAGGAAGCGAUAUCACAGGUUAUGUUAUUGAAGUAAGUGAAUUUGGUACGGAUAAUUGGCGAACGGUUCCAGGAUAUUGUUCCAAACCUAAUCAUACAGUUAAGGGGUUAACUGAAGGAAAAAAAUAUGUAUUCCGUGUACUAGCAGAAAACAUUUACGGCUUAUCAGAGCCAUUAGAAGGCAAACCAAUUGUAGCCAAGUCUCCAUUCGACCCUCCAGAUGCACCUAGUCAACCCGAUGUUGUUGCAUACUCUCCCACUUCUGCUAGUUUAGAAUGGAAACCACCAGAAUAUUGUGGUGGAAAACCAAUAACAGGUUAUAUUGUAGAAAGAAGAGAGCGAGGAGGUGAAUGGAUAAAAUGCAACAAUUAUCCAACACCAAACACAAGUUAUACAGUUCAGGACUUACGAGAAGGUGGACGUUACGAAUUCCGUAUAAAAGCUGUAAAUGAGGCUGGCCCUGGAAAACCAUCAAAACCAUCUGAGCCUAUAACAGCACAGUUGCAACGCUUCAGACCAGAUCCUCCUGAACCUCCCAAACCCGAUCGUAUUACUAAAGAUAGUGUUACCCUUUCAUGGAUGCCUCCCAGAAAUGAUGGAAAGUCAAGAAUUAAAGGCUAUUUGUUAGAAAUGAAACCUAAAGGUUCUAAAGAAUGGGUACCGGUGAAUGAUGUACCUAUUGCUGGAACAGUAUAUACUAUUCCAAAUCUUAAAGAACAUGAAGAGUAUUCCUUCCGCGUUAUGGCGCUGAAUGACGUUGGGCCAUCAGAUCCAUCAAAACCUUCUCAAGUGAUUGUUGAAGAACAACCAAAUAAGCCAUGCAUGGAUCUUGGUGGAGUGCGUGAUAUUAUUUGCCGUGCUGGAGAAGAUUUUAGUAUACAUGUACCAUAUAUUGGUUUUCCAAAACCAACCGCAAGCUGGUAUGUUAACGAUAAUUUAUUAAAUGACGAUGAUAAUCGUAUGUUCCAGCAUCUUACUAAUGAUGCAGCUUCGUUUGUAACUAAAAACUCUAAACGAACAGAUUCUGGUCAAUAUCGAUUACAAUUAAAAAAUCCAUCUGGAUUCGAUACUGCUACUAUUAAUGUUAAAGUAUUAGAUCGCCCUCAACCUCCUAUAAAUUUAAGAGGAGAUGAGUUUGCAGGAGACUCUUUGACGCUCUAUUGGAAUCCACCAAAAGACGAUGGCGGCUCCCCAAUUACAAAUUAUAUUAUUGAGAAAAAAGAAUCUAAAUCUUCAACGUGGUCUAAAGUAAGCAGCUUCUGCACUGUUCCAUUUGUUCGAAUAAGGAAUUUGACUAUUGGGAAAGAAUACGAUUUUAGAGUUUUUGCCGAAAAUAAAUAUGGACAAUCUGAACCAGCCACUACUUUUGAACCAAUACGUGCAAGACAUCCAUUUGAUGUUCCCAAUGCUCCAGGAAUUCCGCGAGGAAUUGAUUCUACAGAAGAUAGUAUAACAAUUACUUGGAAUAAGCCAAGACAUGACGGAGGUUCACCUAUUACUGGUUAUAUAAUUGAAAAACGCUUAUUAAGUGAAGAAAAGUGGACAAAAGCUAUUCAAUCUUAUUGUCCGGACUUGACAUGCAAAAUUCCAAAUUUAAUUGAGAACGCUGAAUAUGAAUUUAGGGUUGCAGCGAUUAAUGCUGCUGGACAAUCACCUUAUAGUCAAUCAAGCGAACCUAUUUUCUGUCGAAGGCCACCGCAUGCUCCUAAAAUUACUUCAGAUUUAUCUAUACGUGAUAUGAUUGUUAUUGCUGGAGAACAAUUUUGCAUAACUGUCCCUUAUCAUGCAAAUCCAAGACCAACACCAAAUUGGACCAUAAACAAUCAAGAUAUAUCGCAGAGCGAACGUAUUAAAUAUGAAACCAAUGAUUUUAGUUCAGCAUAUAUCAACAAAUGCGCAAAACGUUCUGAAACAGGCACUUACACAAUAACACUAACGAAUAAUAAAGGAUCUGAUUCCGCUUCUUGUCAUGUUACAGUUGUAGAUAAACCUAGUGCUCCACAAGGUCCUCUUUUAGCAAGUGAUAUAACACCUGAUACAUGUACGUUAUCUUGGAAGACUCCAUUAGAUGACGGUGGUUCACCAAUUACUAAUUAUGUAGUUGAAAAAUUAGAUAAUAGCGGUACAUGGGUUAAAGUUAGUAGUUUCGUACGUAAUAUUCAUUAUGAUGUUAUGGGAUUAGAACCAAAUCAUAAGUAUCACUUCCGUGUGCGUGCUGAAAAUCAGUACGGUCUUUCUGAUCCUCUGGAUAUGGAGGAACCAAUAACCGCUAAGUUCCAAUUUACCGUACCAGAUGCACCAGGGCAACCAAAAGUUAUUGACUGGGAUUCAGGUAAUGUGACGCUAAUAUGGACACGUCCAAAUUCUGAUGGUGGUUCACGAAUUCAAGGCUAUCAAAUUGAAUAUAGAGAUGUUGUUAAUGAUUCUGCUUGGAACACUUAUGAAUUUUUAAUUAAAGACACUAAAUACCAACUAUACAACUUAACUAAUGGCAGUGAGUAUGAAUUUCGUAUUAAAGCUAAAAACGCUGCUGGAUUAAGUAAACCAUCCCCACCAUCAUUGCGAUUCAAACUGAAAGGAAAAUUCAGUGUUCCUUCACCACCAGGUACCCCUCAAGUUAUAAAGGUUGGUAAGAAUUAUAUAGAUCUUAAAUGGGAAAAACCAUUAAGUGAUGGCGGAUCACGAAUAACUGGGUAUGUUAUUGAGCGACGAGAUAUUGGUGGAGCUAUUUGGGUAAAAUGUAAUGAUUAUAACGUAAUGGAUACUGAGUACACUGUCUUAAAUCUUAUUGAAAUGGGAGACUACGAGUUUCGAAUAUUUGCUGUAAAUGCUGCUGGGCGUUCAGAACCAAGCUUAUGCACAAUGCCUAUUAAAGUGUGUGAAGUUUUAGGUGGUGAAAAACCAGACUGGAUAACACGUCUUCCAGACUAUGUAGCUCCAUUAGGGAAAGAAUUUACAUUACAGUGUCAUGCAACGGGCAAACCAGCGCCUGUUGCUAGGUGGUUGCGGAAUGGUAGAGAACUUCAAAUGGGUGGUGGCCGUAUAUCAUGUGAUAAUAAAGAUGGAAUAUUCCGAUUGUUUAUUAACAAUAUUCAGUCUACUGAUGAAGGAGAUUAUACAUGUGAAGCCAUCAACUCGUUAGGUUUCGUACAUACUACAGGCCACCUGAAAAUUGGUUCACCACCAAUAAUAAAUAGAUGCCCAACAGAACUAAGUUUGCCAGAAGGUGAUAACACAAAGAUUAAAAUAUAUUACUCAGGUGAUCAGCCAAUGAAAGUUAAAAUUACACUAAAUAAUGAACUUCUGUCUGAUAUGGAUAAUGAAUCACACUUUAAAUAUACAAUUUUCGAUGAUUAUGUUGCUAUAUUUAUACGAAAUAUUGUUAAAAGUGAUGCCGGGUCAUAUAAAGUUGAGUUUGAAAAUGAUUCGGGUGUGGCUACUGGUCAGUUUAAUGCACAUAUAACUGGUCUUCCAUCUGCACCACUUGGACCAAUGGGCAUUUCAAAAAUUAACAAGCAUUCAUGUACUUUAACUUGGCGACCUCCAACAUUUGAUGGUGGCUUGCGCAUUACUCACUAUGUUGUAGAACGCAAAGAUAUUACAUCGCCUCAUUGGAUAACUGUUUCAAGUUUCUGUAAAGAUCUGUCAUUUAAUGUGCAAGGUUUAACAGAAAAUCAAGAAUACAUAUUUCGUGUUAUGGCAGUAAAUGAAAAUGGAAUGGGACCAGCUUUAGAAGGUCUUAAUCCAGUUAAAGCAAAAGACCCAAUUGAUCCUCCAUCUCCUCCAGGCAUACCUGAAAUAACAGAAAUUGGAGGUGAUUUUGUCCAUUUGAAAUGGCAGAAACCUUUAUCAGAUGGCGGUUCACACAUACAAGGCUAUUGGAUCGAAAAGCGUGAGGUUGGAAGCAAUACAUGGCAACGAGUUAAUGUAACCAUUUCAGCAGCAGAUCAAAUUAAUUGUAAAAACCUAAUCGAAGGGCGGCAAUACGAAUUUAGAAUUUUUGCGCAAAAUGAGGCUGGUUUGUCGAAGGAAUCACAAUCUUCUACAGCUGUUAAAAUAGUAGAUCCAAAAGCUGCUAGUCCGCCAGUCAUUGUAACACCACUUAAUGAUGCCAAUUGCAUACAAAAUCAUAACGCUCAAUUUGUAUGCACUAUAACUGGUGUGCCAAAACCAAUAAUUACAUGGUACAAAGGUGCUCGAGAGAUAACAAAUGGAGCAAGAUACCAUAUGUAUGCUGAAGGCGAUAAAUAUUAUUUAAAUAUCAACGACGUUUUUGGUGAAGAUGGUGAUGAAUACGUAUGUCGAGCAGUUAAUAAGGCAGGUGCUAAGUCCACUAGAGCUACAUUAUCGAUUAUGACUGUUCCAAAACUUAAUGUUCCUCCACGUUUUCGAGAUACCGCAUUCUUUGAUAAAGGCGAAAAUAUAGUCAUUAAAAUACCGUUUACUGGUUUACCUAAGCCACGUAUACAAUGGAUGCGUGAAGGUGAAAAUAUAGAAUCUGGAGGACAUUAUAAUGUCGAAGUAAAAGAGCGACAUGCCAUUUUAACAAUUCGGGAUGGUUCUAAACUUGAUUCAGGUCCUUACCGUAUCACAGCCGAAAAUGAACUUGGUUCUGAUUCAGCAAUUAUUAAAAUUCAAAUAAGUGAUCGCCCUGAUCCUCCACGCUUCCCUCUCAUUGAGAAUAUUGCAACUGAUUCUCUCUCAGUUAGUUGGAAACCACCUAUUUGGGACGGUGGUAGCGCAAUCACUAAUUAUCUUGUUGAAAAACGUGAAACUCCUAUGUCAUCAUGGAUUCGUGCAGGUAACACUCGUCUCACAUCAAUGGCUAUCUCUGGUCUAACCCCUGGCAAGGAAUACGAGUUCCGCAUUUAUGCUGAUAAUGUAUAUGGUCGCUCGGAUCCAUCUGAUGUUAGCACUAUUAUAAAAAUGAAAGAUACAGGGAAAAAGAAAACUAAAGAGAGGAAAUAUGAAAUUGACGAAAAUGGCAAAAAAAUUCGUGGCAAAGCUGAUGGUCCUAUUAAGGAUUAUGAUUCCUAUGUUUUCGAUAUAUAUUCAAAGUUUGUGCCUCAACCUGUUGAAGUUUCAACCGAUAGUGUCUAUGAUAAGUAUGAUAUCUUAGAAGAGAUUGGUACCGGAGCUUUCGGUGUUGUACAUCGCUGUCGUGAGCGCAGUACUGGUAAUAUAUUUGCAGCUAAAUUUAUACCUAUAUCUCAUGCUAUCGAAAAAGAUCUAAUAAGAAAAGAAAUCGAUAUAAUGAAUCAAUUACACCAUCAGAAAUUAAUAAACCUACAUGAUGCAUUUGAAGAUGAAGACGAAAUGGUUCUCAUACUUGAAUUUCUGUCUGGUGGAGAGCUAUUUGAGCGAAUCACAGCCGAUGGUUAUAAUAUGACUGAAGCUGAAGUUAUAAAUUAUAUGAGACAAAUAUGUGAAGGAGUACGUCACAUGCAUGAAAAAAAUAUUAUUCAUUUAGACAUCAAGCCUGAAAAUAUUAUGUGCCAAACCCGUACUAGUACAAAUGUAAAACUUAUAGAUUUUGGACUUGCAACAAGGUUGAAUCCAAAUGAAGUGGUAAAAAUUACAACUGGAACAGCAGAAUUUGCUGCUCCAGAAAUAGUAAAUAGGGAACCAGUUGGAUUCUACACCGAUAUGUGGGCGACCGGUGUUUUGGCAUAUGUUCUCUUAAGUGGUCUAUCUCCUUUUGCUGGAGACAAUGAUAUCCAAACUUUAAAAAAUGUUAAAGCGUGCGAUUGGGACUUUGAUGAAGAAGCCUUUAGACAUAUUUCAGAAGAGGCUAAAGACUUUAUUCGUAAAUUACUUUUAACUAAUAAGGAAAAACGUAUGACAGCUCAUGAAUGUCUCCUUCAUCCAUGGUUAAGUGGUGACCAUGCUGAUCGUUCCACACAAAUUUCACGUGAUCGGUAUAUCGCAUUCCGUGACAAAUUAAGAAAAAAUUAUGAUGACUUCCACAAAUAUUUGGCUCCAAUUGGAAGACUUUCAGAAUAUUCUUCAUUACGUAAAUUGCUUGUGGAAAAGUAUAAAAUUCACGAAACUUCAUUUGACCGCCGACAGGCUGCCCCACGAUUUGUCAUACGGCCAUAUUCCCAAUUUUGUUAUGAAGGCCAAAGUGUUAAAUUUUACUGCCGCUGUAUUGCAAUUGCAACUCCAACUUUGACAUGGUCAUAUAACAACGUCGAGUUGAAACAAAGUGUCAAAUUUAUGAAAAGAUAUGCUGGUGAUGAUUAUUAUUUCAUUAUAAAUCGUGUUAAAUUGGAUGACCGGGGUGAAUAUAUAAUUCGUGCAGAAAAUCACUACGGUUCCAGAGAGGAAGUUGUUUUCCUUAACGUUCAUCCACUGCCAAAGGAACAGCCGAAAUAUAAAAAUGAAUCAACAUUAGUUAGAAGACGUGAACCUUUACCAUAUACUUUCUGGCAGGAAGAAUCUGAAUCAGCCCCCAGUUUUACAUUCCUGCUGCGUCCACGUGUUAUGCAAGCACGAGAUACAUGUAAAUUGCUUUGUUGCUUAAGUGGCAAACCAGUACCUAGCGUAAAAUGGUAUAAGGACGGCCGUGAAUUGAACAAAUUUGAAUAUUCUAUGCAACACUCUGAUGGCGUUGUUACAAUGGAAAUCAUCGACUGCAAACCGUCAGAUUCUGGAAAAUAUAGCUGCAAGGCAACUAAUUGUCAUGGUACAGAUGAAACAGAUUGCGUUGUAAUUGUGGAAGGAGAAUGGGUUACGCCCGAGCAAGCCGAACUUGCUCACAAUUUUCUGUACUCAGGAGAUCGGAAAUACAUUGAACAGCCUAUUAAGCCAGCUCCUCCGCCCAUUGUAACUCGACAGCAGUUUACUUCGGCAACUAGUCAAUACCACAAUAGCUCUAAUUCCAAAACACAACAAAGCUCAAACUACUCGACAUUUAACGGGAGUAAGAUCGACGAAACAAGUUCCUCAACAAUUCAAACAAUUGGUAAUAGUAGCAAUAAAAAAAAGUAUGUAGGCAACAAUUUAAAAACACCAGACAGUCCUUCAAGAUCCCGUAGUGCAACAAAAGAAUUGAUACUGCCUCCUGAUGACUCGUUGAUGUGCAAACCAGAAUUCACCAAGCCCUUAACUAACACAAGUGUUCGCGAUGGUGAUCAAUUGACACUGACCUGUCAUGUAAAAGGUGAUCCUGAACCACACAUCACGUGGUCUAAAAAUGGGAAAACUAUUUCGUCGUCUGAUAUAAUGGAUCUGAAAUAUAAAAAUGGUGUUGCUUCAUUAACAAUUCAUGAGGUUUUCCCAGAAGAUGAUGGGGUGUAUACGUGUACUGCAACGAAUUCAAUUAGUGCCGUAGAAACAAAAUGCAAGCUAACUGUAAAACCUACGGACACAAAUUCAACCAAACGCAACAUUUCAGCUGAUAAACCACCAAAAAUUGUUAGUCAUUUGGAAUCCAGAUACGUUAAAGACGGGGAAACCGUCACUUUAGCUUGCCGCAUUAUUGGUGCUGAACAUUUUGAUGUCGUUUGGCUGCACAAUAAUAAAGAAAUAAAGCCUAGUAAAGAUUUUAAUUACACCAAUGAGGCUAAUAUAUAUAAAUUACAAAUAGCUGAAAUCUUUCCUGAAGACUGUGGCACUUACACUUGCGAAGCUUUUAAUGAUGCAGGGGAAUCAUUCAGUACGUGCACAAUAAAUGUUCUAGUACCUGGUGAAGAACCAAAGCAACCAAGUUUUACCAAAUAUCCAUCGUCAGUAACUGUACAAGAAUCUGAAACCUGCAAAUUUGUUUGUGAGACACAAGACGAAAUUCUACAGCUUUGUUGGUUAAAGGAUGGUAAAAGUGUAAAUGAGACCAGCUCGCGCUACUCAUUUACUAAAGAUGGCAACUUGUAUACAUUCUCGAUUGUUAAAAGCAGUAUCGAAGAUGUUGGCCAAUAUCAGGCAAAAGCUAUUGGUAAAAAGGGCGAAACUUUAUGUUCGUUCUCAGUUAAUGUAUUUGUGAACGAAUCGAGCUCGUAACCGCAUAAUACAAAAAAAAAAUUGUAUAUACAUUUUUAAUAAGAUAAUUAAGAUACUAAUAUACCUUUAAUAUAUUAGCUAUUUUUACAAAGUAGUUAUUAACUUUUGAUUGAUUGAUUGUUUAUGCAUAUUUAUACCAAACUCUAUCGUUAUCGUUCAUCAUCAUUCGAAUAUGGACUAUUUGUUUAUUUUUUCAUUCUUUUUAGCUAGGGAACUGCGGAUCAGUUAGUUUAAUGUAUAUAAAAUAUGAUUGUAUUAUUUUUACAUAUUUCGCUUUGAAGUACGGCAUCCUCAACAUAACAUCUCUUAAAUUAAGUACUUGAAGUCGAUAUGUAUAUGUUUUUUUUAUUUGUAGCUUGAAAGUAAUA